This is a messenger RNA of Pungitius pungitius (ninespine stickleback), 1963 nucleotides long. RefSeq lists its product as uncharacterized. Lineage: Eukaryota; Metazoa; Chordata; Actinopteri; Perciformes; Gasterosteidae. Gene Ontology annotation, biological process: proteolysis. Gene Ontology annotation, molecular function: aspartic-type endopeptidase activity. The record is from RefSeq and is a predicted model, not a curated record. Bases 440 to 1963 code for a protein of 507 amino acids. The transcript is spliced from 2 exons.
UUGAUGUGCGAGAAGAGGCAAUGAUGUGGACACUGGAAGACCGGCCUCACAGUACUAAUGUGGCGAGGAGCCGAAAUCUUGUGUGCUGUGACCCAGACAAGGGUUCAGGAGAAACAGAUUUGGCCGGUAAUGCACAGACUGACUUGACCACCACUCUGCAGGACGUAGUUAAAAUAAUUGCGCAGCAGGGUAAAGCAAUUAGUGAGCUAACCAACGCAGUCCGUGAUCUCACAACCCACCACACUAGUUCAGAAAGGGAAACCAAGGAGGUUCGAUUUAAAAUCAAGCCGAAGUAUACAGAUGACGGACAGCCGAUUUGUCUACGAUGCGAGGGGGUUGGACACAUGGCCAGACAAUGCAAUCGACCACGUGACGCAGGAGGAUCUCCUAUUGGUCAGCCUAAUCCUGCGGUUCAGGGAAACAGGAACCCUCCAUUGCUAUGAGCUGGGCAAUGCGAGGCAAGUCAAAAGGCUCAAAGGACGUCCUCACCAAAGAACGGUUUCUACGACAUGCUGUAGGCAAAUGCCCUGAGGUAGACAUCCAGAUUGGUGGAGUUCUGCUUAGGUGCCUACUGGACACAGGUAGUAACGUAAGCACGUUGACAGAAAGCUUCUUCAGAGAUCACCUGCAUGGGGAAGAUGAAGAUAUGCAUUGUACCGCUAAAUGGCUUAAAAUCACAGCAGCCAAUCAGUUACCUCUUCCCUACUUAGGCUAUGUUGAGCUAGAUGUGCAGGUGAUGGGAUUCAACAUUCCAGAGUGUGGAUUCUUAAUAAUCCGAGACGAUAAUACCAAACGAGCAGAUUCAUCUCCACCUGGCAUUAUUGGGAUGAAUAUUGCAAAAAGGUGUCGACAGAUGGUAAUGUCAGAGUUUGACACAGCUCUACAGGGAGUGCUGGAUUCUGAUUGGAGAGACGCUUUUCAUCAAAUGCAGGGGGCAGAACUUGCCGGAAAAGUGUCUACAGCCCAUGUGGCAGGAAAACAGAAAGUGCAUAUACCUGCUUCAGCUAUUGUUACAGUUCAUGCAAGGGGGCUCAGGAAGUCGCUGCGUAGGGGCUCCAGCAUGCUGCUUGAGCCAGGGCCUACGCCACUGCCUGGCGGGUUGAUUGUGUUCCCCACAGUGGUUUCAGCCGACAGUCAGGUGUUCCCGGUCCAAGUGGUCAACUUCUCUCCGGAGGAUGUGUGGUUAUCCCCGAAGACGAGGUUAGGUGUCCUCAGUCAGUGUCAGUGUGUGGACGGCGACCCCUGCGAGGUAAAGUUUCAGCGUAUCACCGCUGACCACGAGGAAGUGACGAUUGACCGGAAGGAUGAUCAUGGAGGUGACAGCGACAUACAGAACCUAUUAAAGCAGCUACACCUAGGAGGUACGCUAGAACAACAGGUGGAAUUAGGAGAGCUUCUGAUGAAGUAUGCAGAUGUGUUUGCAAUUCAUGAUGAAGAUCUUGGAUACACUGAUACGGUGAAACAUGAAAUCCCCGUGGUUGACGAGACGCCAGUUUCACAGCCGUACCGGCGCAUUCCCCCUAAUCAGUACAAGGAGGUCAGGGAACAUAUUUCUGAACUGCUGAGAAAAGGCGUGAUUCAAGAAAGUUCAAGCUCCUAUGCCUCGCCUAUUGUGUUGGUGCGCAAGUCUGAUGGAAGUUUAAGACUAUGUGUGGAUUACAGGAGGCUGAACCUGAAGACCAGGCGUGAUGCAUUUCCACUGCCCCGAAUUGAUGAAACUUUAGACGCCCUGAGUGGCGCAAAGUUCUUCUCGACAAUCGACCUCGCCAGUGGAUACCAUCAGGUUGCUGUACACGAGAAGGAUAGGAACAAAACUGCUUUCACUACACCAUUCGGGCUCUAUGAGUACCUGAGGAUGCCUUUUGGGCUCUGUAACGCACCUGCAACCUUUCAACGCCUGAUGCAGACUACAAUGAGUGAUCUUGUGUUGCAGAUUAGACGGAUGCUAGUAUUCAAGGUCUAG